AUUAAUUUAUUGAUUUGUAUUUGUAGAUGGCACAAAGAUUAACCUUCCGACGUCGUUUGUCUUACAACACAAAAUCAAAUCGUCGAAGAGUUUCUAAAACUCCAGGUGGGAAACUUGUUUUCUUGUACACAAAGAAACUUGGUAGCAUCCCAAAAUGCGGAGACUGUAAAAGAAAACUCUGUGGUAUCACCGCAGCCCGCCCUCUUCAAUUGAUGUCCAUGUCAAAGCGCCACAAGACCGUCACACGUGCAUAUGGAGGGUCCAGAUGUCACAAGUGUGUCAGAGAAAGGAUAAUCAGAGCCUUCUUGAUUGAAGAACAGAAAAUUGUGGUGCGUGUACUGAAGGCCCAAGAAGCAUCAAAGAAAUAACUGUGAAAUGUGAAAAUAAAAAAAAAGACAUUAAAAA
This is a messenger RNA of Gigantopelta aegis, 405 nucleotides long. Its product is annotated as 60S ribosomal protein L34-like. The record is from RefSeq and is a predicted model, not a curated record. Gene Ontology annotation, biological process: translation. Gene Ontology annotation, cellular component: ribosome. Gene Ontology annotation, molecular function: structural constituent of ribosome. Bases 27 to 368 code for a protein of 113 amino acids. Lineage: Eukaryota; Metazoa; Mollusca; Gastropoda; Neomphalida; Peltospiridae. The transcript has 5 exons.